Molecule: messenger RNA, 519 nt
Organism: Entrophospora sp. SA101
Lineage: Eukaryota; Fungi; Glomeromycota; Glomeromycetes; Entrophosporales; Entrophosporaceae
Source: the annotation of a GenBank genome assembly
AUGACAUUUUUUAUACAAAAAGACUCGGAAACAGCUGCAAGUGCAGUAAGAAAUUUAAAUAAUGUUGAAGUUGGAGGGCGUCAACUAAGGGUUGAUUAUGCAGAUAAUGAUCCAGCCACUUCAUCUAAUUCAUCAAACAACUCAUCACACUCGGAAACAGCUGCAAGUGCAGUAAGAAAUUUAAAUAAUGUUGAAGUUGGAGGGCGUCAACUAAGGGUUGAUUAUGCAGAUAAUGAUCCAGCCACUUCAUCUAAUUCAUCAAACAACUCAUCACACCAAGCUCGUGCAUUAUUGGCACAAAAUCCUCAACUUUGUUAUGCAUUAUUUCAAAUAAUGUUAGAUCAGAAUAUUGUUGAUCCAAAUAUACUACGAUUGAUGCAACAAAGCUCUUUGCAAGGACAAACUCAACCUCAGCCAACUGCUGUACAAAAUACCAAUCCCUUGGUCACACCCAACUAUGGUUCUCAACCUAUUCCUAACACAGCACAAAUUCCUCAACAACAUCAACCUAACAUCUAG